AUGCGCGGGACCAUGAAGGGCUGCGUUUUCAACCUUCCCAUCCGCGAAGAAUUCGUGCAAAGGCUCCUCGAGUCAUAUAAAGAUCUCACAGAAAGGGUCCCUGACUCUGCGAGGAGCGUACUGCAAUUUGAUCUAUUUGAUCCAACCGUUGUGGCCACCAAGGCAUCUAACACAGAUAUGGCUUUCCACAGUCGCGGCUAUCACUUCAAUGCAGCCGCGGAGGUAUUCUGGCACUCCACUGAACACGAUGUAAGGUGCAGGCAAUGGGCCCGCGAUAUUGCUGCCAUCUUCAAAGCGGAACUGAAAAGAGAUGAAAAGGCUAGCAACAAGUCAGACCCCGACCCUGUGAUGAUGUUGGUGAAGGAUAUCUUGUCUGCACGGCCUUUUUGCAUCCCAUCGUGGACACUGGCGUGA
Molecule: messenger RNA, 414 nt
Organism: Aspergillus luchuensis
Lineage: Eukaryota; Fungi; Ascomycota; Eurotiomycetes; Eurotiales; Aspergillaceae
Exons: 1
Coding region: 1-414 (137 amino acids)
Source: RefSeq, a predicted model, not a curated record